Tripterygium wilfordii is the source of this 2331-nucleotide messenger RNA. RefSeq names its product rop guanine nucleotide exchange factor 3-like. The record is from RefSeq and is a predicted model, not a curated record. Lineage: Eukaryota; Viridiplantae; Streptophyta; Magnoliopsida; Celastrales; Celastraceae. The coding region runs from base 671 to 2113 and encodes 480 amino acids. Gene Ontology annotation, molecular function: guanyl-nucleotide exchange factor activity. The transcript has 7 exons.
GACGGUGGCGAUGGAUAAAUUAUUUCACUGUACACUACCUCAUGAAGUCAACCUUAAUGGUUACACACAUCUAGAAUAUAAAAAAUUUCUGCCAAGUACAUGAAUAUUAAUAAUCACGAUUUAAUUAAAUGAAUAAAACCAUAUAUAAUAUAAAUCCUAAGCACACCACCUCACAUGUUCAUGUUCAACUCUUCAAGUCUCAACAUACAAUUCUAAUUCAACCGAAGAAAACCCAUUUGACUACUUUUCUCUGCAUCAUCAAACAAACACACUUUUGCAUCUGGGUUUCUCUAUCUUGAUCUGAUUUUACCAGGACCAUUUGAUCAAAUCAAUGGGAACUAUGCUUUUUUGAUGAUGAUCAUGGUGUGUUCAGAGAAAGUGUGCAGAAGAAGAGAUCAGUGAGAGCAUUCUUUGGAGGGAACUGUUUCAAACGGUCUUGAUUGCUGAGCUUCAACAGUGUUCAAAUUCAAAUCCAACCAUUAAGGGUAUUGCUUUAAAGCAAUCCUAGACUGUUCAGCCGUUUUUUGGCUUCAGAUUUUGUCCAUUUUUUUUUCUUCUGUUGUUUUCUCUCUGCACCUCCAAAACCCAGUUUUGAAAUUGAUUUAUACAUACCAUUUUUUUGCAGCAUUACUCUUUUAACAGUUCUGCCAAGUAUUGAAACCCCAAAAGAAUGGACAAUUCAUCAAAUUCUGAGGAGAAUUAUGAUCUGGGUUAUCAACCAUCUCAAUCUUCAAUGGAUCAAACUGAUCAAUCAACCAAAGAGACUCCAGGGAACUCCACGAUCAGUGGCGGGUCAUUCACUUACAGUCGAACUUUCUCAGAGACCUCUGCCUCCUCUGAAGCCAUUGAUGACAGUAGCUACUCCAGUACUGAACCAUCUCCUUCUUUCUGCCCAGUCACCAACUCCUGUAAUAAGGUUGUUUUCAGCAGACUUGGAAUGAAGCCGCACCACAAGAGGGGUGCGGAUGACAAGCUUGAUGAUCAAGAACCAGUAGAUUUAGAGCUGGAGAUGAUGAAGGAAAGAUUUGCAAAGCUUUUGUUGGGUGAAGACAUGUCAAGAAGCGGGAAAGGGGUUUGCACUGCUGUUACCAUCUCCAACGCCAAAACCAAUCUCUAUGCAACUGUAGUUGGACAGAAUUUGAGGUUAGAGCCUUUGAAUCCUGAGAAGAAGGCAAUGUGGAAAAGAGAAAUGGAAUGUCUUCUAUCCGUGUGUGAGUACAUUGUAGAAUUCAUCCCCAGCAGGUUGCAGAAUCUACCGGACGGAACAGCCGUUGAGGUAAUGGAAGGCAGACUGAGGUCAGAUAUAUACAUAAACCUGCCAGCAUUGAAAAAGCUUGAUGCACUGCUCCUGGAAGUUCUGGAUAGUUUCCAGGAUACAGAAUUCUGGUAUGAAGAACAAGGAAGCAUGUCAUCAAAGUUGACACUUGCAGGCUCAUUCCAGAAAAUAGUUGUUCAGCGGAAAGAGGAGAAAUGGUGGUUGCCAGUUGCAUGUGUUCCUCCGGAUGGCCUUUCUGAGAAGUCCCGGAAACAUUUGAGAAAUAAACGCGACUGUGCAAAUCAGAUUCACAAAGCAGCAAUGGCCAUCAACAGUAGUAUUCUAUAUGAGAUGGAAAUUCCAGAGACAUACAUAGCAUCUCUUCCAAAGAGUGGUAAAGCAUGUCUGGGAGAUUCAAUCCACCGCUAUAUGUGUACUACAGAUAAGUUCUCGCCCGACAAUCUUCUUGACUAUCUUAAUAUAACAUCAGAACAUGAAGCACUUGAGCUUGCAGACCGUGUGGAAGCUUCAAUGUAUACAUGGAGACAUAAAGCAUGCAUGAGUCAUUCAAAAUCAUCGUGGGAUAUGGUGAAGGAUCUAAUGUCUGACAUUGAUAGGACCGACAAAAAUCAUGUCCUAGCUUUAAGAGCAGAGAGCUUGUUAUUUUGCUUGAAGCAGAGGUAUCCCGAACUUUCACAGACAUCCUUGGACACAUGCAAGAUUCAAUGCAAUAGAGAUGUGGGGCAAGCUAUCUUGGAGAGCUACUCAAGAGUCUUGGAAGGCUUAGCAUUCAACAUUGUUGCUUGGAUCAAAGACGUUCUAGAUGUGGACAGAUCAAUGAGAAACCAAGAAAAAUAGCAGAAGAAAGAUAAUUUAAAGCCAUCAGAAGUGGAUUUCCUCAAUCCUGGACCUCUUCUUCGACCACGACACUGCAAAUUUUUGUUGAUUGAUGAACCUAAGAAAAUAAUUUUCUUGUUCCAUCUGUAUCUAAACCAAUUAGUUUCAUGUUUCCCAUGUUAAAAAAAUUAUUUUCAUGAGGAUUCAGAAAGCUUGAUAAUUAUUGUAAGUUACUAAAC